Messenger RNA from Candidula unifasciata, 558 nucleotides. Lineage: Eukaryota; Metazoa; Mollusca; Gastropoda; Stylommatophora; Geomitridae. The record is from the annotation of a GenBank genome assembly.
AUGGCUACCCUCAUUGGUUGCUCCAGGAGUAUCUGCCGAUAUCCCGGCGUUUUCCAGCGUUGCCUGGCGCUCUCUGGCGUUCGCUUUAAGGUGAUCAUGGCCAGCAUCGAACAGACUUUAGAUGUCAAGCGGCGAAUUGAUGAGACCAGAAAACAAGCCUUGUUAGGAGGAGGAUUGCAGCGUAUAGAGACGCAGCACAAGAAGGGAAAACUGACUGCUCGUGAGAGGGUACAGUUGUUGGUAGAUGAAGGCAGUUUUAUCGAGUAUGACAUGUUCUUAGAACAUAACUGUGCUGACUUUGGCAUGGAGAAACAAAAGUACCCAGGUGAUAGUGUUGUCACAGGUCGUGGACUUAUCAACGGACGUACAGUGUUUGUAUUCAGCCAGGAUUUCACUGUGUUUGGAGGAAGCUUGUCUGGGGCGCAUGCCAAAAAAGUUUGCAAGAUAAUGGACCAAGCAGUAUUGGUGGGAGCUCCAGUGAUAGGGCUCAACGAUUCAGGUGGUGCUCGGAUUCAGGAAGGGGUGGAGUCACUGGCGGGUUAUGCAGACAUCUUCCAG